Molecule: messenger RNA, 1417 nt
Organism: Dermacentor silvarum
Lineage: Eukaryota; Metazoa; Arthropoda; Arachnida; Ixodida; Ixodidae
Product: tigger transposable element-derived protein 6-like
Exons: 2
Coding region: 615-1307 (230 amino acids)
Molecular function (GO): nucleic acid binding
Source: RefSeq, a predicted model, not a curated record
CAGGCCAGGCCAAGCCAGUGUGCGUGCAAGUCGGUGCUCGGCUUUUGUGUUGUCAGUUGUUACUUGACCUAGGUCUUGUCUACAACUACCCUUCAAGUCUCGCUCUUUUGCUUUGUGUGUUAGGCAUGAUUUGCUUGUUCGAUCUCGUCCAGUCGUCGCGUAGUGCGAAAUGGCUCCGACGCCUCCCGUGCCAUCUGCGCCGACGAGACGCGGCAAUUACAAGACUCUGAUGAUGGCGAAGAAAGCAACCAUUAUUCGUCAGAUGGAAAGUGGCCAACCUCAGUGCGAAGUUGCUCGGGAGUUCUCCAUUUCGAAGCAAACCGUCUCCGACUACCUGAAGAAGCGGAAGAUCCUGGAGGCAGCGGAAAAAGUGUCUGCGGGGAAGCAGAAAAAUUUCCCGUCUGACAGUUGUCGUGGGAGGCAACAUGUCAGGAACGGAGAAGCUUGCACUCCUCGUUACAGGAAAAUGAAAACAUCCUAGAUGUUUUAAAGGGGUCAAGACGCUGCCUGUCUGGUACGAGGCAAACUCGAAGGCCUGGAUCACCCAGGCUCUUUUCGAGAAGUACAUCCGGAAGCUUGAUCGAAAAUACGAGCUUCAAAACCGCAAGGUGCUCAUGUUCAUCGACAACUGCGGUGCCCACGGGAACAUAACCAACCUGAAGGCAAUUUACCUAGAGUUUUUGCCGCCAAAUACAACCAGUGUGUUGCAGCCUAUAGACCAGGGCGUGAUUACAAACUUGAAGGUUCACUAUCAAUUGCGCCUUUUCAAUCGCGUGCUCUUGUGUGUGGACUGCGGCAAGAACUACGUUGUGGAUGUGCUGUCGGCCAUCGGCAUCCUGUCUGAUGCCUGGAAGGCAGUGACGGUGGACACAAUCUGCAACUGCUUUCACCAUGCAGGAUUUGUCCUUGAUGAUGAGGACACUGCCACAGGCCACGACCCCGCGGCUGAGCUGUCGCCUGACACGAACAUUAUCGACGACCUCCAUGCCAGUGGGGUCGAUAUCCCCGCUGUUACAUUUGAACAGUUUGCUAACUUGGACAGUGCCGUCCUGCCCUGUGCCGAGUUAGAUGAUGAGGAGAUCGUCCGUCAGGUUCUGGAGCCGCCGCAAGUGGACAGCGACUCCGAUGACGACGCACCGCCCACACCACAGCCAUCGAGUGCAGACUUGGCGCAGGCCUUGAUGACGCUCUUCUCUGUCUAUAGCGAUAGCCUGACACUGUCAGAAAUACAGGCUGACCUGAUCGCGCGUAAGCGUGCACCUGUACAGUCGCGCAUUGACAAUUUUUUCCGUCCACUGGGACCAUAAAGGUACUUUUUUCUGGCGAAUCUUUUUUUUCGGACCCUCGAUUAUUCGGAUUUUUCGGCGGUUCCCGUCGAGUCCGAAUAAACGGUCGGCGGCUGUAAUCGAUUUGAGGC